This is a messenger RNA of Portunus trituberculatus (swimming crab), 3819 nucleotides long. RefSeq lists its product as uncharacterized. NCBI's taxonomy places the organism in Eukaryota, Metazoa, Arthropoda, Malacostraca, Decapoda, Portunidae. Gene Ontology annotation, cellular component: cytoplasm. The record is from RefSeq and is a predicted model, not a curated record.
GAUCAGAGAAGGUAAAAGUUAAUAUUUGUGGCUGCCUUUGAACGGUCAUUGAUCGCCACUUGCCCAGGCGAGGAAGGUGGGAGUGCACUGGCGGCGAGGACUGAAGGGCCGCUAGCCACCAUUCGGUGUGCGGGAAGCGGCCCUUGUUGUUAACUUGAGUACAGUAUGUGAGGCCGCGAGUCUCUGUGGUGACGAACGAUGGCUCACUGUGCGGAGGACAUACGGAACAAUAAUGUGUUGGUGGAGCGAGAGGUUAUCGCACCAGCGGCCGCCCCUGCAAUCAGUACUGGCGAGGUGUCCACCUCUCUGGGGGCGCCAGUCGUCAAUCUCCCUGGUCCCACUGUCCUGGCUCAACUCAUGGCCAGAAACCUGGAUAACUUGGCUGAUGAUACGGCACCCAACAGCCUGGGAAGCAUCACUGUGAACGAUGAGUACUUGGAGGACCCGCUGCCGGACCUCACCUUGGAAAAUCUACGGCUGCCAGAAGAGUAUGGUGAUCCGUCUCUCGGGUAUGAGUUUGUCAACACCACGGAUUGGUGCAACUCCGGGUUGGACAACUCUCAUGCGCUUCUGCAGCAGCUGCAGGGCCUGGGCGUGCGUGUGAACGAAGACUACCUCACACUGGACUUGGAACUGUCUGCCUCCCGCAGCGCCAGCGUCAGCAGCGUAUCAGAAGAUGAGUGCAGCAUUUCAGACGAGCAGGAUGUGCAGAACACGAUACUUGGUGCGGCGCAAGACAAAACUCGAAGAGCUCAUUCCAGUGGCAGCCAGAAGGACGCCGCUGGCACGGAGUUGUUUUCGCGGUUGUCUGAAAAUCAGGAAAACGAAGUGUUCUUAGAGGACCACGAAGUGGCGGAGGCUGAGAUCCUUCCCUCAGGUGGCGUCAAAGUAACCUAUGAGAACUAUAGGAAGGAAUACCGCCCCAAGAUCAGCCCACAUCACAAUUACAUCAAAUUUUUGGAAACAGUGUCCAGCGGUGCGUCCACAGAAGAGCCAUUAAGCAUAGGUCACGAGGGUGAGGGAGCUGCUGUCCCCAGCCCCCACCUCACCCUGGAGGAUCGUUACCGACGGAUCCUUCAGGCUCUUCAACGGGGAGCGAGGCUCUCCGACGUGAAGAUGCGAAGUUUGUCCGCCAAAUACGCCAGGAAGCUGCGGAGACUUUUAGCCGAGGAGGUGACCUAUGAUGCAGUGACCCCGGACAGUGGGGUGCAUGAGAACUUCAAUGCCCUGUCCCCCGAUGAACAGGAGAAGCUGCGUGAGGAAUGGAAGGCAGAGCUGGCCAAGACAGAGGAGGAGAUUCAGACCCUCCGGCAGGUGCUGGGAGCCAAGGUGAAGACGGCCCAGGAUCUGAAGCGCCGCCUUGGCAUCACCGUCUGGCGCGAGUUUACAGAGGACUUCAAUAAUUCCAUGAAGACUGUCCGCGAGUCCCAACCGGUGCAGAAGGCCAAUGAGGUCAUCACAGAGAUCCAGGAGGCAGUCUCCAGUGCACCACUAUAUAGGAGGAUGUCUGGAGCUUUCUCGGAGCUAGGGGAGUCCAUAUCCCAGCAGCCUGUGUACCAGAAAACUGCUGGGGCCAUGAGUGCCGUUGGAGAGAAGACCUCCUCCCUCUUUGGAGGCAUUGGCGCCAAGUUCGGCCAACUUAAAGAGACUCCAACUUUCAAGUCAUUUGAGGAGCGUGUUGGAGGCGUGUAUUCAGCUGCCAGGACACGCAUGGGUGGCUCUGGAUCCAACUCCACACAAGACUUUGAGGAGGCCCUGAAGGAGGCAGAGGGUGAGAAGGCAGCCCUGGAGGCAGCCAAUGGCGGCACCCUGCAGACCUCCACCACUCCUGGAACUGACGUCACCCAGCCGGCUGCAUCCUAAGCCCCCACCCACCACCUCCACCACCACCUGCACUCUUCCACCCACUGCACCCCAUCACCACAGUUACUAGAGUUGAUAUUUUUAGCUAAAGUGGCUCCCUAGUCCAUUUGUAGCUUUCAUCAUUAUUUGAUAAGGAUUUAAUUUUCUAGAACAGCUAUAGCGACUUAAGGUGUGAGGGUCAUGUGGGUCCGUCAGAUAUUUUGACUAGUAAUGACUGUGAUUGAUUUUGGGUGUCCACUUGGUCCAUCUGUAGCCUAUUGGUCCUAGCUGCCUUUGCCUUCGUGGCUGGCUAGCUGGCAGAUUUUUUCAGAGAUUAGGAUCAUCCUAAUUCUUCAGGAAAUUUUUCAAAGAUUUAUCCUUAAGGCUACUGAAUCAAUAGUGUCCUUACAUUGGCAUUUUCAUCUUCCUCAUACUAGAGGGAGAUGAUAAAGGAAAAGUAAGAGACACAUUAAUCUCCUCCUGUAUCGUGGCAUUUUUAACUCAUGUUUGAUCUCUGUCAAAUCCUCUUGGAAUUCUUUCUCUCUGUAUCUGUGUUGAACCAAGUGAAGAAAUUAUCCUGUACAUUUUCCUGUAGGAGAACACUCAAGAGGUUCAUGAAAACUGACAAUAUGCAAAAGAUGAAAAUAUCAUAUACACUUAUAUAAUUUGGUUAAUUAAAUUGUGUUCAGGUGUUCAGCUUGAGGCAGGUGUGAGCCAAGUGUUCCUCUGCUGUCAGGUUUUACACAGCUUUUCUUUACUGUCAACAGUUUGUGAAAGUUGUCUGUGUUUUGGUGCAUUAUAUGAGUGAUUCCAGGUGUAGGUGGCUUAGAUAGUAAUUAAUCCUAGGCUGCCUUCAAAUAAUAAUAUAUCAUAGUGUGAAAAUUGUUGAAUACAGUGAGUGAUGUUUUAUUUGAAAAUAAUGGUAUAUAAAUAUAUAUAAUUUGACUAAAUGAGUUGGCAUUAGAAAUGUUGUGUGUUGUUACUCAUAUCAUAGAAGUAUUGAUGCAACUCUAAAUGUUAAAGAUGUGAGGAUUGUGGGUAAGCCCCUGUAAUCUCCAGAAGGUUUUGGUGGUGUGGGUAUAACAUAGCGAACAUGUCACUAGAUGUUACAUUAAUAUUAGGUUUAAAAAAAAGCAAAUUUUAUUCUUUAUACAGUUAAAUUAUUUAAUCCUUCAAUUUUCUCAGUCUUAAGUUUCAGCUUUCAGUUUUUAUUGUUGGUGAUUGGGGGAAUAUUUGUUGAGUUAAGCAGCAUUACCAGAGCCUAGAGAGGAUGCAGCUGCCACCUCUGCACUAGCCUGCUCCUAGGGACUUCCAGUUGAAGGGAUGACAAAAAUGUGCUUGGAGGCAAAUUGCUUUUGGGGUGUAACAAACUUCUCUCAAGAACCACUGAAGGAUUGUGUUAGGAGCUUUGUGCCCAUCAGGGGCCAAACUGUGCUGGUGAGGAAGGUCCAGGAGCUGGCAGUUGUUGCCCCUGUUCUGAAUGCCAGUAGGCAUUGUGGGUAACCAUGGUGGAGAGACCUCCCAGUCAUGACUGACAUUCCUUUGUUAGACUAUAGGCGAGAUGUCAGGGCUGAUGAUGAUAAUUACCAUGUUUGCCUUGAUUUUUUAGUAUUAUGCAGACACUGUCCCUACCAUGUCCCACAUGGAGCAGUAUGAUGGGUUCUAUCAAAAGCACAGUACCAUUCUAGAAGCUUCAUUUUAAGUGCUUUAACUAAUUUAACCUGUAAGGGUUGAAGAUGUUAACUAUUUUAGGUAAGCAACAAGCCUUUAUCACACAUGCUUUUGCUAGGAGAGUUUGGCAACAGGCAUGAAAACCUGGCCCACACACUGGAGCCUGACCCAGCCAGCCAUGGGUGUGUCCAAACUGGCCAAAAGAGCCUGUGCCCGAGUACUGCUUGUGGAGUUGGGGGACUGGAGAGGGUUGUUGUUUUUGUCAUUGUAUUCCCAGUUAUAUGAAAUGUAGUUAAAACAUUAAAA